Silurus meridionalis is the source of this 911-nucleotide messenger RNA. It is a transcript of the gene nkx3-1, whose product is annotated as NK3 homeobox 1. The record is from RefSeq and is a predicted model, not a curated record. Lineage: Eukaryota; Metazoa; Chordata; Actinopteri; Siluriformes; Siluridae. Gene Ontology annotation, biological process: regulation of transcription by RNA polymerase II; cell differentiation. Gene Ontology annotation, molecular function: RNA polymerase II cis-regulatory region sequence-specific DNA binding; DNA-binding transcription factor activity, RNA polymerase II-specific. The transcript has 2 exons. Gene Ontology annotation, cellular component: nucleus. The coding region runs from base 151 to 795 and encodes 214 amino acids.
GUGAGAGUGAAACAGAGAAGCUGUCACAGCUCUACUUCACACACACACACACACGCGCGCGGGCAAACACACACACACAUUACUGAGGACUAAGGGUUACCUGCACAUAGAAAGACACGGAGAGACUUCGUGGAUCCUCUGCCAGCUGAGAUGGCGUCCUCAAACAGGCCGCUGACGUCUUUCUUCAUUGAAGACAUCCUGUCUAUGAGAGAGGAAAAGGGGGACGAGACGAUCGGAAGUUCAGCUGAAGGCCAGAGCGACUCACGGUGUUGUAAAGUGAGAGGAGAAUCCCACGACCCUCUCUUGAUCGAGGAGUUCUCCCGGAGCCCUGCUUCGCCCGACGACUCGUGCACGACGGAAAGGACGAGCUCGCCGACAGACGCGACGGCCGACGCCGACGAGCCGAGCCACGCGCAGACUCUGGCGCAGAAGCAGAAGCGCUCGCGCGCCGCCUUCACGCACCUGCAAGUGCUCGAGCUGGAGAAGCAGUUCAGCCGCCAGCGCUACCUCUCCGCGCCCGAGCGCGCGCACCUGGCCUCCGCGCUGCGCCUCACCGAGACCCAGGUGAAGAUCUGGUUCCAGAACCGGCGGUACAAAACCAAGCGGAGGCAGCAGCUGGACUGUUGCCGCAAGUCGGGAGGAAAUGUCGUGGGGGGAGCAGCAGCCGCCGCAGUCGCGGCCGAGGAGGACUUUCUCAGAGCGUCGCUGCUCGCCACGGUGUACGCGUGCUACCCAAGUCGGCCGCGCGUGUACGAUCCACACGGACUGGGCGCGUGGAGGCCCACUGUGUGGUGACAGGACACCGGGGGGAGGGGGGCUGGCUUUCAGUCAGAAACUGUCCAUGCAGCUAAUGUGUUUUAUUCUAUCUUGUACAGCUUUUUUAUCCAUAAAUAAAAUUAUGUUUUUAUUAA